AUGGUAUUACCAGUAGGAUUGAUGGUACUAGAAGCAUCAGCAUCAUCCUUAAGGAACAUUCCCAUAAAUUAUAAUCACAAUAUCAACAAUAGUAAUGGUAUUAACAGAUCAUCAAGUUAUAGAACUAACUUUCAGAAUGAUGAAAAUAAUAACACACAAGACAUUAUUAUAGAAGGUAUUGUUGUUGAUAAUGAUGAUAUUUUGGAAUUUGAGGAAGACUGGGAGGAAUUUGUUGAACAGUUACAACAAAUGUAG
Entrophospora sp. SA101 is the source of this 255-nucleotide messenger RNA. The record is from the annotation of a GenBank genome assembly. NCBI's taxonomy places the organism in Eukaryota, Fungi, Glomeromycota, Glomeromycetes, Entrophosporales, Entrophosporaceae.